AUGAAUAAUAGCGAUCAAAAGAAUUUGGCUUGUAGUAUUUCGGAUGAACGGCACGUACUACAUGUUCAAUAUAUUCUUGGUGGAUGGAUAUCAUGUCUUGUGGUUCUCUUUGGUAUAUUUAGUAAUGGUCUUUCAAUAUUAGUAUUAGGCAAUCGUCGUAUGCGUUAUCUUUCAACUAAUAUUUAUCUGCUUGCACUUUCAAUUGUUAAUCUUGCCUGGCUAAUACUUUAUUUUGGUGUCAAUUCAUUUCGAUUUACACUUAUUAUUCCGAAGUUUUUAGCCAAUCGAGAUGAAAAUGCUUAUCAUGAAUAUGAUGAUUUGGUUCAACGAUGUUCUCCAUAUAUAGUUCCAUUAAUGAAUACUUUACAAUUAUGUUCAAUUUAUUAUACUGUAGCUGUAUCAUUUGAUCGUUUUCUUUAUUUAUCAUAUGGUCUACAAGCUGAAACAAUUUGUACCGUACGAAAUUCUCUUCGUGUUAUAACAGUAAUCACAAUAUGUUCAACUUUAUUUAUUUUACCACAUUGGUUUAAACAUCGAGUUGAAUUAAAUGAAAAUAAUCGUGUACAAUUAAAACUAACAUCAAUUGGUGAAAAUCAAUUAUUUCGUAAAAUAAUUCAUAUAUGGCUUUACAUUCCUGUUGUAUACGCGCUCCCAUUUCUAUUACUUAUAUUUAUAAAUUUCUUUACAAUAAAACUACUGCGUAAAUUUUAUUUAAAUCGUCGUCGACAUUUAAAUUUAACAUCAGCAUUAUCAACACAAAAUAAUGAGCAACGUGAACGUGGUAUAACAUCAAUGUUAAUCGGUGUUGUUUUAUUAUUUUUUAUUUGUCGUUUUCCAAUGUUAAUUAAUCAUAUAUUUGAAACAAAAUUAUCGUUAACAUCAUAUGAUGAUUAUGGAAGUAAAAAUUUUAAUUCUAAUAAAAAUAUAUUAUAUGAUAAAUGUCGUUCUCGACGUUUAUUUAAUACAACAGUUAAUUUUUUACAAACAAUAAAUGCAUCAGCAAAUCUUUUUUUCUAUUAUAUAUUUGGAGCAAAUUUUCGUGAAACAAGUUUUGAAUUAGCAAAAUUAGUUCGUAAACGUGCUGCAAGACGACGAAAUACAUUAGUAGAAAAUAUUAGCUAUUAUAUACAGCAACGCAAUACAAGUCCAAAUAUAACUCUAAGAAAUCAAAGUAUUGAUCAACAACAACAAUCAAUAAAUUUAUUAAAUAUUGAACAAGAUGACUUAACAAAAAAAUAG
Molecule: messenger RNA, 1239 nt
Organism: Rotaria sp. Silwood1
Lineage: Eukaryota; Metazoa; Rotifera; Eurotatoria; Philodinida; Philodinidae
Source: the annotation of a GenBank genome assembly